Cuscuta epithymum is the source of this 2881-nucleotide messenger RNA. Lineage: Eukaryota; Viridiplantae; Streptophyta; Magnoliopsida; Solanales; Convolvulaceae. The record is from the annotation of a GenBank genome assembly.
CGCUUGGUACAAAGUUAAAUACUCCGGAUAUAAGAAAUCUUACAAACAAAUUACUCAUGACAAACGUGAAUUAUAUGGCGAGAAUGUAAAAAAAAAGCAGGAAACGGAGCAGUGUACUUAUAUAAGUUGAAGCGUUUCGGUUUUGAUUAAUUCUGAAAAACCCGAGACUCCCUCCGGAGCUGCUACUUCAUCUGGUUGUGGACCUGUGGUCGCCUUCAGAGCAUCAACUCAUAAAGUAAGUUCGGCACCUCAAAUCUUCGAAUGAUUGCAUGACGCAUUGCUAUUUUCACUUUUGAAACUUCGAGAUUAUCGUGACUUCUGUAUCUGCCUAACGGCCUGUCUGGAUUGUGUGUUAGCGAUUUAUAAGGAGGGUUUAGUUUUCUACUUUAUACCCAACUUUCUUCCCCAUUCUUCUUCCGCAGCAGACAAAGAGCCGGUUCUCCUACUUCACCACUUGCGACUCUUCUUCCAGCAGAGACUGUUCUUCUUUCUCCAGGAGAUGACUGCUUGUAUCGAGUGUCAACAGAAUUGUCUAUGUAUUCAUGGCCAACACAGUUCAAGUACGGCUAUCACUUCUUUCUUCAAAGUCAUGAUCAGCAAUGACUUCUUGGAAACUCUGUAUCUGCCUCCUAAAUUUGCCCGAGCUACAUCCUGUUUGACUGAUCAAGAAAUCUAUCUUGAAGACUCUGUUGGAGUUAAAUCAAAAGCUAUGGUUUCAAAAUGUAAUGGCUCACUGGCUAUCCAUCAGGGAUGGCACCAAUUCUCAUUGAACCAUAACAUCGAGAAGGGGGACUUUUUGUUGUUCUAUUUCUUCACAAGGCCAGCAAAGCACUUUGUCGUUCACAUAUAUGGACGGAAUGCUUGUCCCAAAACCAAUUUUGAUGCGCCAUUGACAGACAGAAGUAACAGAAGGGAAAGAACUGUCAAUUGCUCACUGGGACGAGGCAAGGUUGGGGGCACACAUGUGGAUUCAGUGAACGAAGAAAGUCCUGGUGCUUUGGGUAACAAACAUUGCCAGCCAUUAGCAAUAUCAUGUGCUCCAAUCAUUGAUGGAGGUCAUAAUGUCAAAGAAUCUUGUCCACCUGUGGAUUUGAAAGAGCCAUUUCAUAUGACUGAGCAAGAGACUGAAUGCAGACAGACAGGAAAUAUAGACCACAAUGACCUGUUGCAAUUUGAAAUGCUGGAAACAAGGAUUGCAGGGGAAAAUGACACUUGCUUGAAGGUUGUAAACGUACAUUCCGGUCCAGGUCAGCAAGACAUGCAGCGGGAAACAGAUGCAAGCUCUAUGAAUGGUGUCGUUUUCAUCCCAGCUAAGACAGAACCAAAUGACCCACCAAGCAGUUUUACAACAACCAGAAAUGAACUCCAUAAAAAAUCUCAAUUUGAUGGACAAAGUAGUUGUCUUAAAACCAACUCUGAUGCACCACCCACAGACAGAAGUAACAAAAGGGCGCGAACUGACAAUAGCUCACUAGGACGAGGAGAGGUUGGGGGCAUACAUGUGACUUCAGUGAACAAAGAAAGUCCCGGUCCAGAAAACAAUAAUUGCCAGUCAUUGGCAAUAGUAUGUGAGCAGAUCAGUGAUGAAAUCCAUAAAGAGAAAAAAUCUUGUCCACCUUCUAUGGAUUUGGAAGAAUCGUUUUAUAUGACUGAACAAGAAACUGAAUGCAGACAAGAAAGAAAUAGAGACCGGAAGAACCUGUCACGAUUUGAAAUGUUGGAAACACGGACCACAUGUGGAAAUAACUAUGGCUUAAAGGGUAAAGGUGUACCUUCCGAUCUUAUUCAGCAAGAAAUGCAGUUGGAAAAGGAUGCAAGUUCUAGAAAUGGUAAUGUUUUCAUCCCAACCAAGAAAGAACCAAGUGAUCCUCCGAGCAGCUUUGAUCCUCCAAGCAGCUUUACAAUGCCAAAAAAUGAACGACGUAGAAAAUAUCAAAUUGAUAGGAAAAUGAAAUCACAAGAGAAGGAACCAAUGCAAACGAGAUCACAAGGUGCAAUGCUAUCAAGAUCAAAAGUGGCAGCGAGCAGGCUUGCUGAAAGGGAGAAUGUUUUCUAUUUAGGAGAAUCCUUUCGCGGAGCGUCAGAAAGUGAAAAACCCAUAGUAAUUAAGGAGGAACUAAUAGAAUUUUUAUCAGAAGACACGGGCAAAAAUCUGAACACGACAAACAGCUACAGUAAAACAUUAAAAAGGGAACCUGUGGAUGAAGAAGAUAUUCCAGCAUCUGUUGCAGUCUCUAGAGAUUCGUAUUUGGUGCUGGUUGGCAGCCCUGAUUUUCUUGAAUUACCAGACUGUUGGCCGAAAACUGAAAGGAAAGAAAAUGAGAUCAUAUUUCUUAGAGACUCAGCAAAGAGAGUUUGGCCAGUUAUGUUAUGUAGGAGGAAGCAUUUUACUGUUUUGACAAAUGGUUGGAAAGAGUUCAAAGCUGCUAAUGAGCUUAGACCAGAAGACAGUUGCCUUUUCAAUCCCAAAAUGAGGAAUGAGUACAGCAUUGAUAUUAGACGUAAGGAGGAUGCCAAAGGAACCAUUGCCCCAGAAUUUGACCUCAGGGCAAGCACCUCCAGGCAUAGUGCAUUCUCUCCCCGCAGCUAAUAGGCCCACACCGAAGUACGGUUUGAUGUACUAACCCUCCUGAUUAAAAGGGUGAUGAAGUUCCAACAUGCUAUCUUGUCUAUAAGAUUAAUCAAAUCAGAAAAAGUGGUUCAGAGUGUAUCAAAUGUUCGAAUUUGUGAAGUGUUUGCCGUUGCUGACUGGUAUUUCAUUUUUUUUUGAGGGAAUGACUGGUAUUUCCUUGCUUUUAGAUUUUUCUUCAUAUUCAUGUGUUUUGUUAUUCUGGUCAUUGCUUCUUUUUCUUCACCAUUCUAAUUAUGUGUUGAUUCUUAG